Molecule: messenger RNA, 4213 nt
Organism: Leptopilina heterotoma
Lineage: Eukaryota; Metazoa; Arthropoda; Insecta; Hymenoptera; Figitidae
Gene: alphaCOP
Product: coatomer subunit alpha
Exons: 5
Coding region: 174-3815 (1213 amino acids)
Biological process (GO): intra-Golgi vesicle-mediated transport; endoplasmic reticulum to Golgi vesicle-mediated transport; retrograde vesicle-mediated transport, Golgi to endoplasmic reticulum
Cellular component (GO): COPI vesicle coat
Molecular function (GO): structural molecule activity; protein binding
Source: RefSeq, a predicted model, not a curated record
UGACACUUCCGGGGAUGACACGAUGGCAAUGCCACAAGUGCACAAUAUUAUUCAAUAAGAAUUGUCAUUAAUUGCCAAGGAAUUACGUUAAUUUUAAAUUAUUUUUUAGAUUUAUAAAGACAAUUCAUAAUCGACGAAUGUUUAUUGUACCAUUGGAAAGUGAAUUGUGAAAAAUGUUGACGAAAUUCGAAACAAAAUCUGCUCGUGUUAAAGGACUCUCCUUCCAUCCGAAACGCCCAUGGAUUCUUGCAAGUUUACACAAUGGAGUUAUUCAAUUGUGGGACUAUCGAAUGUGUACGCUGUUGGAUAAAUUCGACGAGCAUGAUGGACCGGUUCGCGGGAUAUGUUUUCAUAAUCAACAACCGUUGUUUGUCUCCGGAGGCGAUGAUUACAAAAUUAAAGUUUGGAACUACAAGCAAAGGAGAUGUAUAUUCACUCUUCUUGGUCAUUUGGACUAUAUUCGAACGACUGCAUUCCAUCAUGAGUACCCGUGGAUUCUCAGUGCCUCCGAUGAUCAGACAAUUCGUAUUUGGAAUUGGCAGAGUAGAACCUGCAUUUGUGUUCUAACCGGACACAAUCAUUACGUGAUGUACGCUCAAUUUCAUCCAUCGGAGGAUUUAAUUGUCUCCGCCUCACUUGAUCAGACAGUUCGUGUUUGGGAUAUUUCUGGUUUGCGGAAGAAGAACGUUGCACCAGGUCCCGGUGGUCUUGAGGAUCAUUUGAAGAAUCCGGGUGCGACUGAUCUGUUCGGUCAGGCCGAUGCGCUCGUUAAACAUGUUCUCGAGGGUCAUGAUCGCGGUGUUAAUUGGGCAAGUUUCCAUCCCACUUUGCCGUUGAUUGUCUCGGGCGCUGACGAUCGACAGAUUAAAAUUUGGAGGAUGAAUGAUUUGAAGGCUUGGGAGGUUGAUGUUUGUAGGGGGCAUUACAAUAAUGUCUCGUGUGUGCUGUUCCAUCCAAGACAGGAUAUUAUUUUAUCGAACUCUGAGGAUAAGAGUAUUCGCGUUUGGGAUAUGACGAAACGCACCUGUCUUCAUACCUUUAGACGGGAGCAUGAGAGAUUUUGGGUUUUGGCAGCGCAUCCAACUUUGAAUCUAUUUGCAGCUGGACAUGAUUCGGGAAUGAUUAUUUUCAAGUUGGAACGUGAACGACCGGCUUAUGCUGUUUCGGGAAAUAUUCUCUUUUAUGUUAAGGAGCGUUUUCUGCGGAAAUUGGAUUUUACGACUUCAAAGGAUGUUUCGGUGAUGCAACUUCGCACUGGAGUGAAGAUUGCACCUUACAGUAUGUCCUACAAUCAGGCUGAGAAUGCAGUUCUUAUUUGUACGAGAAGUCCGUCGAAUAUUGAAAAUAGUAGUUAUGAUCUCUACGUGAUUCCGAGGGAAGGCGAUAAUAAUACGGACGCCGAUGCCAAGAGGGCUGGCGGAAUUACUGCUAUCUGGGUCGCUCGGAAUCGCUUCGCAGUUCUUGAUCGUGCCUAUUCUUUGUUGAUAAAAAAUUUGAAAAACGAGGUCACAAAGAAGGUGCAAGUUCCAAAUUGCGACGAGAUUUUCUACGCCGGCACGGGAAUGUUACUGUUACGUGAUGCCGAUCAGGUGAUACUGUUUGACGUUCAGCAAAAAAGGACUCUGGCGGAGGUGAAGAUAUCGAAGUGUCGCUAUGUUGUUUGGUCGGGUGACAUGUCAUACGUGGCGCUACUCGCAAAGCACACCGUCAACAUCUGCAAUCGACGUUUAGAAUCCCUGUGCUCGAUUCAUGAGAAUACGAGAGUGAAAUCCGGCGCUUGGGACGAGUCCGGAGUGUUUAUUUACACGACCAGUAAUCACAUUAAAUAUGCCAUUAAUAAUGGCGAUCAUGGUAUUAUUCGCACUCUCGAUUUGCCGAUUUACGUCACUAAAGUCAAGGGCACUCAGGUCUAUUGUCUAGAUCGUGAAUGUCGACCGAGAAUAUUGAGGAUAGAUCCCACGGAGUAUAAAUUUAAAUUAGCGCUUAUUAAUCGCAAAUACGAGGAGGUAUUGCAUAUGGUACGAACAGCAAAUUUGGUCGGACAGUCGAUAAUUGCUUAUUUGCAACAGAAAGGUUAUCCCGAAGUUGCUUUGCAUUUUGUCAAAGACGAGAAGACGCGCUUUGGUCUUGCACUCGAGUGCGGUAAUAUUGAAGUCGCUCUCGAAGCCGCUAGAUCGUUGGAUGAGAAAUCUUGCUGGGAGAAUUUGGCCAACGCGGCACUUUUACAGGGCAAUCAUCAAGUGGUUGAAAUGUGCUAUCAACGAACGAAGAAUUUCGAAAAACUCGCAUUCCUCUAUCUCAUUACUGGCAAUUUGGAUAAAUUGAAAAAAAUGACAAAGAUCGCCGAAAUAAGAAAAGACGUCUCUGGACAGUAUCAAGGAAGUCUUCUCUUGGGUGACAUUUACGAACGUGUCAAAAUUCUCAAGAAUUCAGGGCAGCCGUCACUAGCCUACGUGACGGAGAAAAUUCACGGUCUUUCGAACGAAGAGGACGACACUGUUUAUGAAUCGAUGAAGGAGGAAUUGUCAGAAUUGGAGGGAGUGGCAAUUUAUCUUUGCCCACCGGUUCCGGUUCAACAGGUGGAGAAUAAUUGGCCAUUGUUGACAGUGUCGAAGGGAUUCUUCGAGGGUGCGAUGAUGACUCGUGGUAAGAGUCAAGUUUCAGCGGCAUUGGCUCUUGAGGAAGAUGAAAAUGUCGUUGAGGGUUGGGGCAAUGAUGACGAAUUGGGAAUGGAAGAGGACGAAAUGGAGGACGCAAAGAGUGUUAACGAGGGUGACGAAACUGCCGGUUGGGAGGUUGAGGAUGUCGAUCUACCACCGGAACUCGAAGUCAGUAAUGCAACGUCUGACGAGAAUUAUUAUGCACCACCAACAAAAGGUGUUCCACCAACUCAACACUGGAUCAACAAUUCAAAACUCCCGGUCGAUCAUAUUCUGGCAGGAUCAUUUAAAACAGCCUCCACAUUAUUGUAUGAACAAGUCGGUGUUAUUAAUUUCCAGCCCUAUCAAUCUUUGUUCAUGAAUACUUUUGCAAGAUCAAGAACUUCGUAUUCUCUUCUACCGAGUUUGCCAUCAUUGUACAAUCAUCCAUUGCGAAAUUGGAAAGAAGCUACUCCAAAGACUGCAUUGCCGGCAAUUGGUUUACGACUCACUGAUCUUGUUCAACGACUUCAAGCCUGCUAUCAAUUGACGACCAGUGGAAAAUUCGUUGAAGCUACUGAAAAACUACAGGCCAUUCUUCUCAGUGUUCCAUUUUUGGUUGUUGACACAAGGCAAGAUAUUGCCGAAGCACAACAGUUAAUACAAAUCUGUCGGGAAUAUAUCCUAGGUUUGAAAAUGGAAUCCGAACGUAAGAAUUUACCGAAAAAUUCAUUGGCCGAGCAGAAGAGAAUUUGCGAAAUGGCCGCAUACUUCACUCACUGUAAUUUACAACCAGUGCAUCAAAUUCUAACACUUCGUACUGCAGUCAACAUGUUCUUUAAGCUCAAAAACUACAAGACUGCCGCAUCGUUCGCGAGACGACUUCUCGAAUUGGGACCUAGGGCCGAAGUUGCUCAACAAGUUCGUAAGAUUCUACAGGCAUGCGACAAGAAUCCAAUCGAUGAGCAUGAAUUAGCCUACGACGAACACAAUCCAUUCACACUGUGCGCUGGCACCUACACUCCAAUUUAUCGUGGAAGUCCUGAGACGAAAUGCCCCCUUUGUGGAGCGACCUAUCAACCCCAAUUUCAAGAUUCAUUAUGUAAAGUUUGUGAGGUCUCACAAGUCGGUAAACAAUGUAGCGGUCUCAAGAUAAGUAUUCUACAAUUCCGAUAAAUUAAAUUUCUAUUUUUACAAAAAAAAACAAACAAACAAAACAUGUUUACUUAUAAUAAUUAAUUGCAUUUAUUAAUCUCAUUAGAAGAAUUUUUGUAUAGCAUGGUAAUUGAGCUUGUAAAAAAAGUGAAUUUUAAAUUCUAAAAAGAGAAAAAAAGAAAACUGUUGUCAGCAGAAUACGAAAAAAAAAGAAUUAUAUAUAUAUGAAAAAAAUGUAUAAUAUGAAUUUUGCGCAACAAAGACAUUUCCGAAUGUUUGAUAUAACGAAAAGUGGUGAUGAAAAUGUUGAAUUUUAUUUCGAUAAAAUGUUGCGUCAUUUUAAAUGUGUAAGAAAUUUUUAAUUCCUCUUUUUUCUAUAUGUUGAAAGUUGGAGAAUAAAAUAGAAUUUUUUUUUUAAA